This is a messenger RNA of Dissoconium aciculare CBS 342.82, 1491 nucleotides long. RefSeq lists its product as uncharacterized. The transcript has 2 exons. The record is from RefSeq and is a predicted model, not a curated record. The coding region runs from base 259 to 1281 and encodes 340 amino acids. NCBI's taxonomy places the organism in Eukaryota, Fungi, Ascomycota, Dothideomycetes, Mycosphaerellales, Dissoconiaceae.
CAAAAUGUGGCCUCCGAACCCUGCAUGUUCGCGGGAUGGAGGCGUCGCCACGAGCGAGUAAACGACGGCCAUGCAGCGCCGAAGCGUCAGAGGCGCCGCAGCCACGCAUCUGCCGCACCUGCAAGAAAGGUUCGAGAUCGUCUCGGAAGGGCUGGUGUCGUUGCGUGCAGGUCAUAUAUUAGAUGCGGACAGGGCGCUCCGAUGUUUCGUCGAUGGUUCUUCCUCUUCGCAUGAAGACGGAAAUGCGUACAGCACAGGAUGAUUCUCUCCACAGUCUCGCUUGCGAUCGCGAUCGCGAGUGUGCGAGCACAAUCGCAAUGUUACUUUCCCGAUGGCACGCCGACCGAUAACUUUGUGGCCUGCAACAGCUCCUCCUCCUCCUCCAACGACGGGUUCAGCAGCUGUUGCGGACGGAACGAUCUGUGCACCACGAACGGGCUCUGCAAAAACGCGCAAUGGGAUCAAGAGAACAAUUACUACUGGCGACACGCCUGUACCGAUCCGAGUUGGAAAUCGCCCAACUGCCCGAAUUACUGCACGACGGUGGACAAUUCCCCCGGACAACCGUGGAACAACAGCCACAUGGUCUGGGCGUGCACGCAGACGACCUACUGCUGCUCGCCGUGGCGCUGGCCGAACAACGGCGUGCCCGGACGGUCCGCGCGGUACACCUGCUGCAACGACACGGCGGCCGUGUUCGACGCUGGGCCCGCCGUCUACCUCGCAGGCCAGAUCUUCUCCACGACCCAGUUCCCCGCGACCUCGGCGACCGCGACAUCGACGACGACGGCGACGGCGACCCCCACCGCCUCGUCGCCGUCGGAUCCGUCGGUCCCGCAGGGCCUCGGGCCCGGCACCGCCGCGGGCAUCGGCGUUGGGGCGUCGAUCGGCGCGAUCCUCCUGAUCGGAAGCGCGCUCUGGCUGGUCCGACGGAGACGACGACGCUCCCGCGAGCCAGCAGAAGGGGGAGCGGGCGAGGCGGCGGCGAAGGCGGACCCCUCCGUCACAGACAGCGAGGAGGCGGGGGGAGAAGCGCCGACGUCGUCGUCGUCGCCGGUCGACGACGGGGAUUCCGCCGCGGGAGGCGCCCGCGCGUGGCGGCUGAGCUCGGCCCAUCUCCCCGAGGCGGACGGCUCGAGCGGACGGUAUGAGCUCGAAGAUGCGCCCCGAGGGGGCAUGUCGGAGGCGGAUUCGCGUGGGAGGUAUGAGCUGGGAUUCCCGCGGCCGGAUUCGCCGGAGUUGGUGGCGGGGCAGUUUGAUGGGAGGAGGGAGUUGGCUUGAUGAUGACGAUGAGGGUGGUGGUGGUGGUCAUGGAAUGAUGUGAUGUGAUAACGAUGGGAAUGUUUGUUUGUUUUGUGUGUAUGCGUGUGUGUGUGUCUGUGUCUGUAUCUAUGGGACCAUACAUUCAAUUAUCCCCGCCAAUGAUUGUAUACGACGAAAAUUGAAGAUUGAAGAGAGAGACGAACUGCGGGAUUCCCGCGGCGGCGACGG